Jatropha curcas is the source of this 1054-nucleotide messenger RNA. The record is from RefSeq and is a predicted model, not a curated record. NCBI's taxonomy places the organism in Eukaryota, Viridiplantae, Streptophyta, Magnoliopsida, Malpighiales, Euphorbiaceae.
ACAACACUCACAAUAUCACAACACUCAAACUAUCACAACACUCGAUAUCACUUAAAAUUCGUUCAAGCACAAUAGUUCAAGCAUAUUUCACUGAAAGAAGAAAGAAACCUAAUCAAAAAGGUGUUGAUAAAGGUACAACAACCUUUGGGUUGUCGGGUUUUGGAUACGAUGUCGCAAGUCGGACCUCGAUGUCGUAACAUCAACGGCCAACUUUUAAUGAGAUGCUUGCUAAGAUAAAGUUUGCCAUCAGUAUAAGAACAAAUGAGAAAAUUGCUCACAUUUUUUAUAAGAAUCAAGUAUUUGGGCAAGGAGUAAUGUACUGGUCUUCGUUACUUAUCAGAGAUGAUGACAAUGUUGAAGUGAUCAUAAACAAUCUUCAUAGUUUUCAAGGUUAUAGACAUGCUGAACUAUAUGUAGAGGUUGAGAUAUUGACCAAUAAAUCACUUAAUUUAAUGCAUAGCCCUGAGACUCAAAUUGGCAUGGGAUUUGGUGAUAUGUUGGAUGAUGAUGUUGGGACUUCAAUGCAAUACACCCAAUUUCCUAUGGAGGACUACCAUCAUCAGCACAUGCAAAACUUCUCAACUAUAUUGAGUCUUAUACAAUGUAGAUUUCCUAUGAGUGUUUACAAUGGUGAUGAAGUGGGUCCCAACAAACCAAGUAAAAGGGCCUUAGCAGAUCAUGAGCCUACGUUCGAUGAUCUAGUUGUUAACAAUAACUAUAUGUCAUGUAAAGAUGAUGACGAGGACGAAGAUAAGGAUUGUGAUUUAUUUACUCUGAUGGUGAUGAUGAUGAUGUAAGCAUUGAAUUAAAUGUUGCGACUUCACAAGGUGGUAGUAUUAAACAUAUGCCAUAACAACAGUUUAUCUUUCCAUCAUCACAUUAUAGCCAAUUAGAUGUUGACUAUACUGAAUAACAAAUAGGAAGUCCUCAUAUGUACUUGACUUCAGAUGAAACUUUUGAGUUCAGAAAGGUUUGAUUUUUAAUUUGAAGGAAGAUGUUAAGCUGCAGUUAAAAAAUUCUCUAUUAAAAAUAAUGUUGCAUAUAAAGUUGAACA